ACUGAGACCUCAUCUGUUUCAUCUCCCCAGGGACGAGUCUGUGCUCCUUUGUGUGACCAGGGUUGGAAACAUCCCAACAACAUGUCCUGCCAGCAAAACCAGCAGCAGUGCCAGCCCCCUCCCAAGUGCCCACCCAAGUGCACCCCAAAAUGCCCACCCAAGUGCCCUCCCAAGUGCCCACCCAAGUGCCCACCCAAGUGCCCACCCAAGUGCCCUCCAAAGUGCCCACCACAGUGCCCAGCGCCAUGCCCUCCCCCGGUCCCUUCCUGCUGUGGCUCCAGCUCUGGCGGCUGCUGCAGCUCUGGGGAUGGCGGCUGCUGCCUGAGCCACCACAGGCCCCGUCUCUUCCACCACCGCCGCAGGCACCAGGCUCCUGACUGCUGUGAGUGUGAGCCCAGCGGGGGCUCUGGCUGCUGCCACGGCUCUGGGGGCUGCUGCUGAGCUGGGCCUUCAGAAGCUUUUGGAGGAAUCCAUUAGUCUAGAACCUCGUGCAGCCUAAUGCUCUCCCCUUUCCAUUCCCUGUCCUAUAAAGCACAGAUCAAUAAGGAUCAUGAAGACUCACAGAGAUUCCUGUGAAGAACUUUGUACUUGAUUGCAUGCCCUACACAUUCAGCCCUACUAUAUAUCUUGUAUUCUUCUUUUAUUUCAUAUUUUAAUAAAGCUCAUUUUCUACUCUCAAAA
Molecule: messenger RNA, 681 nt
Organism: Chinchilla lanigera (long-tailed chinchilla)
Lineage: Eukaryota; Metazoa; Chordata; Mammalia; Rodentia; Chinchillidae
Product: late cornified envelope protein 2D-like
Exons: 2
Coding region: 82-441 (119 amino acids)
Biological process (GO): epidermis development
Source: RefSeq, a predicted model, not a curated record